Molecule: messenger RNA, 957 nt
Organism: Mya arenaria
Lineage: Eukaryota; Metazoa; Mollusca; Bivalvia; Myida; Myidae
Product: RNA-binding protein 25-like
Exons: 1
Coding region: 1-957 (318 amino acids)
Source: RefSeq, a predicted model, not a curated record
AUGGAAGCGGGGGAAAGGAUGAAAGAUAGGGAAGGGGAAAGGAUGAAAGAUAGGGAAGGGGAAAGGAUGAAAGAUAGGGAAGGGGGAAGAAUGAAAGAUAGGGAAGGGGAAAGGAUGAAAGAUAGGGAAGGGGAAAGGAUGAAAGAUAGGGAAGGGGAAAGGAUGAAAGAUAGGGAAGGGGAAAGGAUGAAAGAUAGGGAAGGGGAAAGGAUGAAAGAUAGGGAAGGGGAAAGGAUGAAAGAUAGGGAAGGGGAAAGGAUGAAAGAUAGGGAAGGGGAGAGGAUGAAAGAUAGGGAAGGGGAAAGGAUGAAAGAUAGGGAAGGGGAAAGGAUGAAAGAUAGGGAAGGGGAGAGGAUGAAAGAUAGGGAAGGGGAGAGGAUGAAAGAUAGGGAAGGGGAAAGGAUGAAAGAUAGGGAAGGGGAAAGGAUGAAAGAUAGGGAAGGGGAAAGGAUGAAAGAUAGGGAAGGGGAAAGGAUGAAAGAUAGGGAAGGGGAAAGGAUGAAAGAUAGGGAAGGGGAAAGGAUGAAAGAUAGGGAAGGGGAAAGGAUGAAAGAUAGGGAAGGGGAAAGGAUGAAAGAUAGGGAAGGGGAAAGGAUGAAAGAUAGGGAAGGGGAGAGGAUGAAAGAUAGGGAAGGGGAGAGGAUGAAAGAUAGGGAAGGGGAAAGGAUGAAAGAUAGGGAAGGGGAAAGGAUGAAAGAUAGGGAAGGGGAGAGGAUGAAAGAUAGGGAAGGGGAAAGGAUGAAAGAUAGGGAAGGGGAAAGAAUGAAAGAUAGGGAAGGGGAGAGGAUGAAAGAUAGGGAAGGGGAAAGGAUGAAAGAUAGGGAAUGGGAGAGGAUGAAAGAUAGGGAAGGGGAAAGGAUGAAAGAUAGGGAAGGGGAAAGGAUGAAAGAUAGGGAAGGGGAAAGGAUGAAAGAUAGGGAAGGGGAGAGAAGAAGAAAACACAGAAGAAAAUGUUAA